Messenger RNA from Gracilinanus agilis (Agile Gracile Mouse Opossum), 681 nucleotides. Its product is annotated as gamma-crystallin D-like. NCBI's taxonomy places the organism in Eukaryota, Metazoa, Chordata, Mammalia, Didelphimorphia, Didelphidae. Gene Ontology annotation, biological process: lens development in camera-type eye; visual perception. The transcript is spliced from 3 exons. Gene Ontology annotation, molecular function: structural constituent of eye lens. The record is from RefSeq and is a predicted model, not a curated record.
AUGAUCAUAGAAAAGAAAAGAACACGGAAAAUCCCCUUACUCACCAAAAUGGGCUCCGACUGUGUUAUUCCUGCGGAGGCAGCAGGAAGGGCUGCUAUAUAUACAGCAGCUCCCACCACAGCGGAUGGAUCUCUUAACCCUCCCCAAUAUUUCAUUGGAUAGAUCAUCUUCUAUGAGGACCGCGGCUUCCAGGGCCGAUCCUAUGAAUGCAACAGCGACUACCCCAACCUGCAGGCCUACUUCAACCGUUGCAACUCCAUCCGGGUAGAAAGUGGCUGCUGGAUGAUAUAUGAGCGCCCCAAUUACAUGGGCCAUCAGUAUUACCUUCGGAGGGGCGAGUAUCCAGACUACCAGCAGUGGAUGGGAUUCAACGACUCCAUCAGGUCCUGCCGUUUCAUUCCCCAACAGACUGGCUCUCAUAGGAUGAAACUGUAUGAGAGAGAAGAAUACAAAGGUCUAAUGUCAGAGCUCACCGAUGACUGCUCUUGUGUCCAUGACCGUUUCCGAUUGAAUGAAAUCCACUCGUUCAAUGUGCUAGAAGGCUGCUGGGUCCUCUAUGAGAUGCCCAACUAUAGAGGAAGGCAGUUCCUGCUGAGACCUGGAGAGUACAGGAGAUACAUGGACUGGGGAGCCAUGAAUGCCAAGGCAGGCUCUUUAAGACGGGUUGUAGAUUUAUACUAA